Messenger RNA from Malaclemys terrapin pileata, 2607 nucleotides. It is a transcript of the gene LRRC41, whose product is annotated as leucine rich repeat containing 41. Gene Ontology annotation, cellular component: nucleus; cytoplasm. The coding region runs from base 104 to 2542 and encodes 812 amino acids. The transcript is spliced from 10 exons. NCBI's taxonomy places the organism in Eukaryota, Metazoa, Chordata, Testudines, Emydidae. The record is from RefSeq and is a predicted model, not a curated record. Gene Ontology annotation, molecular function: protein binding.
CUCAUGACCCUCCCAAGAUGGCGGCGCCGCCCGGAGCUGUUUUUCUCUGUGCGGCGGGCCCGCCCCUAGGGUGCUCGUCGGAGUGAGGGCGGCGGGGGCGGCCAUGGAGGCCCGGGCGGAGGGAGGGGCCGCUGCUGGGAGCCCCCCCAGCCUCUUCGAGCUGAGUGGGGUGGUGGUGAGCUCCGCCAUGGGGACCCUGGAGAGAGAGGUUUGGGCACUCCCUGGACAGAUACUCCAAGGCAUCCUGCCUUUACUUAAUAUCUAUUACCUGGAAAGGAUUGAGGAAACUGCUGUGAAAAAAGGACUCUCAACACAGCCCAUAUGGCACAAACUCUGGAACGAUGUGAUGAAAAUCAGACCACCCAAGUCAGAGAACAUAACAAGUUGGAGGAAGAAGUUCCUUGAAACUUUCUUCUCAAAUGUCCUGCAUGGAGUUUUGGAUGUUUCUUCAGAUCAGCGCCUGAGCGACCAUCGUUUUUCACCCCUACUCCACAGCUCACGGCAUGUUACGCAGCUCACCAUCUGUAACAUGCUGCAGGGGGUAGCAGAGCUCACUGCUGAACCCAACCAAAGAGUGCUAGAAAACCUAGCUGGCUCAUUGAGAACCUUGAAGUUCCAUCUGCUGACCUCUGAUCUGUCCAUUAGACAUUCACUAAGUUUGCUGCUUCAUCAUCUGAUCCACCAUGGAGCUGUCAGCCAGGUGUCCAUGUGUUCCUGGCCAGUUCCUGACAAAGUACUUUUAGUCCUCAUUCUGAGUAUGAGUGCUGGGUUUUGGCACCCAGGUAAGACACUUAUGCACCAGGGCAGCCCUUGCAGUCUUUGCAGAGAGGAGUCUGAUGCCCAAAGCCUGCUAACUCAAGAGGAUGGUGCCCUGCUAGGGUCAAAUCAGCUGUGCUGCGGGUCUACUGAGCAAUCAGAGACUGGCCAGUGGGGUGAUAGUGAGUCAAGAAGCAAGAAGGUCCAAACUGCUUCAGCCAAAGUGCUUCAAGAAGCUGAUGCAGAUUCUCAAGCGUCUAUAGAACUGUCCAGGAGCAGUAGUGGCACUGUUAAAACUCCAAUGCUCUGUGGAUUAAGGAGCCACCCUUUGCAAAACCUAGCAUGUCAAGAUGUAAGCUGCACGGUGCCCCCUGAAUAUUACAACAUUAAAGGAGAGUCUUCUCCUUCUCUACCAAAAAGGUCUUCUGUUGGCCCCGCUUUCCGAAAGCCCUGUAGACGGCUUAAGACUGCAGUGGGGAGGAAGCGACGCAGCCCCAGGAGAAACCGCAGAGCUCAUGCAGAGCCGGAAGAUCUUUACGAUUUUGUCUUCGCCGUUGCUAGGGAGGAGGAGGAGACGACAGAGUCGCUCUAUGAAAGCAAUGCCCAGGAGGGGGAAAGCGUUGAUGGCUGGGCCUCUUCCCCAGCAGACACUCCUAGCUUUGAGGGCGUGGGCUGUACGGAAGGAGGCUCUGUCGGAAUCCUUCCUCUGAAAGCGGCUUGCCGCUUCCGAAGUGUCUCCACGCUGGAAUUGUUCUCCAUCCCUCUGACUGGGGACACCUGCCGGGCUUUGGGGAACCUGCUGAGCUCUUGGGUAUCUUUAGAGAAGCUGGUUCUGUCUUACAAUGGCCUGGGCGCUAAUAUCUUCCGCAUCCUGUCUGGGCUCCGGGCCCUCUCUCACCGCAGAGACUGUAGCCUCCACGUGGUGCGUGUGAGUGACGUGUUCGCACACAUCCCCUCAGUGGAGCUUGUUCGGUCCAUCCUGACUGCCUUCCCCCGCCUUCACACACUCUCGGUCAGCUUUGAUCUCAAAAACCAGCUGGAGGGGAACAGGCCAGAAAGGCAUUCGAGCUCGGAGGCAGAAAUUCCAGAGAGCUGCCUGGAACAGUUAGAGAUCCGAUUCCCCAGAGAACCUCUGCAGACCAGUCUCCUUUUGCCUGUGUUGAAAGCCUCAAGGUCUCUCCAGCAAUUGUCCCUGGACAGUGCUACCAUUUCCUGUCCCCUGGAGUUUGGGCUCCUUCUGCAGGCACUCAAAGAGUGUAAUCCAGGCCUGAAGAGACUGAGCUUCCAUGAUGUGAACCUUGCUGACUACCAGAAGGAAGUUCUCCUCCUGCUGCAGGACCCUGUCCUUCAAGAAAUUACAUUUUCCUUUUGUCGGCUGUUUGAAAGCUGCACCACUGAGUUUCUAUCCGACAUAAUCCAAAUAGUGAAGAGAAAUUCAACUCUGAAGAGCCUCAAAUUGCCUGGAAACAGACUUGGGAAUCACAGGUUGGUUGCCUUGGCUGACAUUUUCUCUGAAGAUUCAUCCUCUUCCAUCUGCCAGUUGGACGUCAGCUCAAACUGCAUCAAGCCGGACGGGCUCCUGGAGUUUGCGAAGAAGCUGGAGAGCCACAUCCUGCAGAGAGGCGGGCAGAUCAAGUUUACCCACCUCCGCCUCUUUCAGAACUGGUUGGACCAAGAUGCUGCAACAGCUCAAGAGGCGCUUCGGCGGCUCAGAGCCGUGUGCAACGUGGUCAGCAACACCUGGGACUCUUCGCAGGCCUUUGCUGACUACAUUAGUGUGAUGUAAAGAGCGCCCAGGAACUGCUGUAACAUCGAUAGCGAGAGCUUGAAAUAAAGUUGUACAGAACAGUG